AUGAAGAUUCUGGCAUUGCUGUGGACGGUAUGUUUGGUAAGAUUGUGUUACGGUGGAGAUGAUGGCAAGGUAGAUACCUCCUUAUUUGAUGUAGAAGAAGGACAAGAGAAUGGUAUCAAGAUUCUCAGGUUGACUGUAAAGAGUGGCACCUCUACCAACAAGCUUCUUUUUGAUGGUCAGACAGUUUGGGAAGAAAAGAAUAAACCAUGCUCUUCAGCAGUACUGUACAUGGACAAAGGUGGACCUACUCUGGCUGUUAUAAAGACUAUAGGUAUUAAGAGUGGUGCUGAAUUUACAGUCUACAAGUACUAUAAUGGUAAAAAAUGGAAGAAGGGUAAUGAGAGUAAUCAUAAGAAGAAACUCAAGGAACUGCAAGAUGCCGCUAGACCAAAAGAAUCUACAGAAACAGUCGGAGAUAAUGUAGAAGAAAAGGCUAAACCUGCUAACAAACCAGGAGAUGUUCCAGCUAGAAGAGAUCCAGUGAAGACCGUUCAACAUACUCCUCAGGCACCUAGCACUAAUAAACCUGAUACUGAGGACUCCCCAGUUGUCCAACAGAAUCUUUAUACACCUACUCAACAAGCUGUUAAACCUGUAACAGCCUCAUCUGUACAGGUUGACAGUACUCCCAUUACUCUUGAUCUUGCAAACCCUGACCAGUCAAAGGCGGAUAUUCUCAGAGCUAGUAGGAAUGAAGUAGAGAAGAGAGGUACUAGAGAUGACGAUAAUGGACCUUAUGGUGGAUCUAAAGAGAAUCUGAGGAACCCAAAUAAACCAUCUGGGCAGUCUGUAGCUAGCCCACAAGUUAAAAGAGGCGUUGAACAAUCUACUAACGAAGCCUCUCCAGAAGUAACUCAGGAUGCUACCACCCGUCAAUCUACUCCUACUAGUGAGGAAUCUCGAGUUCCCCAGCCAACUGGACAACCUACCAUUACUACUCCCAUUACUUUAGACCUUACCAAACCUGAUGAAACAAAGGUAAAUAUGGACAUAAAAGAUAGUAAUGGAGUAGUAUUCAGUGAAAUUACCCCUAAGGAUGGUGUCCUCAUAUCUUCUGUUGUAGAAGGUCGGACCUCUGUAUGGAGAGCAUCUGGAAAGGAAGAGUUUGUAUUCGUAAAGCAUCAUAAAAAGGGAGACUCUAUUCUCCUUACAAUACUUUUAAAGGAUGAUAAUGGAUAUACCGAUAAGUACUUUAAAAAGGCUGAUGGUAAAUGGAAUGAGAUAAAGCAGGAUGAAUUUAAUGGUAAACUUGCGACACUUAUGGGAGAAGUUUUAGACCUUUCUAACCCAGAUACCUCCAAGAUACUUGUGCAUACAGAAACGGAAUCCGGAGUAUCCUUCCAGGGGUAUUAUCCAAAGGAUACUUCCAAGAUUACAUCCGUAGUUGAUGCUGGCAAGGAACUAUGGACCGGUGGAGCCAAUGAUCGUUGUCUUUCUUGUCUUAUAUAUAAGAAGGGGUCUAUGGAAUUACUUAAGAUGGUUGUAGUGGAAAGAUUAUCAAUGGGAUGGAAGUGCUUCGAGAAGAGUGAUGGAGAAUGGAAAGAUCUCACUAGGGAUGACUUUUUAAAUAAGCUUAAUGAAAUGAGAAAGUCUGUAUCAUCAUCUCCCGAUCCUUCUACUACUACUCCAUCUCAAUCUCCUCAGUAG
Theileria equi strain WA is the source of this 1647-nucleotide messenger RNA. Its product is annotated as signal peptide-containing protein. Bases 1 to 1647 code for a protein of 548 amino acids. The record is from RefSeq and is a predicted model, not a curated record. NCBI's taxonomy places the organism in Eukaryota, Apicomplexa, Aconoidasida, Piroplasmida, Theileriidae. The transcript has a single exon.